AUGAACGCUCGUCAAGAAGAACGUCCCCUUCAGCAGCAGGAGGAUCCACAGCCCCCCCACAUUAAAGAGGAAGAGGAGGAAGUGUGGAUGAGUCAGGAGGGAGAGUGUCCUGUAGGGCAGGAGGAGGCUGAUGUCAGCAAGUUUCCACUGACUGUUGUCUCUGUGAAGACUGAAGAGCAUGAAGACAAACCACCUGAGUCCUCACAGCUUCAUCACAGUCCAAACGUCUGUGAAAAAUAUCGUCCACCUGAGCAGCAGGAGGGGUCCUCCAGUAUGGAGCAGAGGAGGUCACAGUACCUCCACGUGAAAGAAGAGGAGCCACAGCCCCCUCACUUUGAAGAUGAAGAAAAACAGCGUCUGUCCCCCCACUUUAUAGAGGAAGACAAGAGACACCUCAUCAGUGUGAAGAGUCAAGGUGAUGAGGUCAAAGGUGAACGUGAGGAGAAGAGAGAGGCAGAGCCUCCAAGCAGCAGUUUAGCAGAAUGUGAUGGAGACCACUGUGGAGGAUCACAAGCAGACAAGCUCUUAGCUCCACUAUCAGAUAGUGAGGACACAACGUCACACUCUCCUGACACUGAUGAUGAAGACUCUAAAGAUGAUAAGACAUGUCACACUGACAACACUCACUUCACUUGUUCUCUCUGUCACAAAACUUUUAAAGACCAUAGUAAUCUGAAAAGGCACAUGAGUACACACACCGGAGAGAAACCUUUUUCCUGCUCAGAAUGUGGGAGAGAUUUUAGACUAAAACACAUGCUGAAAGUACACAUGAGAACACACACUGGAGAAAAACCUUUUUUAUGUUCAAUCUGCGGUAAAGAUUUUACUCAAAAGCACCAUUUGAAAACACACAUGAGAAUACACACUGGAAAAAAACCUUUUUCCUGUUCAAUCUGCGGUAAAGAUUUUACUCAUAGGAACUAUUUGAAAAUACACAUAAGAAUACACACUGGAGAAAAACCUUUUUCAUGCUCAGAAUGUGGUAAAAGUUUUGUAAUAAAUCAAAGUUUAAAAGUACAUAUGAGAACACACACUGGAGAAAAACCUUUUUCAUGUUCAAUCUGUGGUAAGGUUUUUACUCAAAGGGACCAUUUAAAAAAACACAUGAGAAUACACACUGGAGAAAAAACUUUUUCCUGCUCAUAAUGUGGUAAAAGUUUUGUCAUAAUACAAAGUUUAAAAGUAAAUAUGAGAACACAUAUUGGUGAAAAACCUUUUAUAUGUUCAGUAUGUGGUAAAAGUCUGAAUAGAAAGACAGCAAUUAAAAUUAUACAUGAGAAUGCAAUCAGGUGAAAAACCAUACUCCUGUUCAAUCUGCAACAAAAGCUUUGGUCACCUAAACACUCUUACAGUGCAU
Messenger RNA from Nerophis ophidion (straightnose pipefish), 1357 nucleotides. Its product is annotated as oocyte zinc finger protein XlCOF8.4-like. The transcript has 2 exons. Lineage: Eukaryota; Metazoa; Chordata; Actinopteri; Syngnathiformes; Syngnathidae. The record is from RefSeq and is a predicted model, not a curated record. The coding region runs from base 1 to 1146 and encodes 381 amino acids. Gene Ontology annotation, cellular component: nucleus.